AUUGACUUCCUGGAGGGACCGGCGGACUUGAGUCACCGCAGUGGAAAGAGCGAGCGUCUCCCGUGAGCUCUUGCGGCGCGCAGUGAACGCCGACGUUCCCUGGCGGAGUCCAUCCCAAGGCCGGUCUGCUCUGGCAGGAUGGCGGCUUUAGUUUCUGUGAUGGUCUGAUACUGCGGCUGCUUACCAUGGCCCUGCGAGCAGUGUGGCUCAUCCGUCACGAGCCGGAAACUCCGCCCGGUGGCACCGUCAGGUUCUCCAGACGAUACCCUACUGUUGAAAAGCGAGCCAAGAUCUUCAAUGGAGUGAGUUAUGUUCCUGUACCCGAAGAUGGUCCCUUCCUGAAGGCAUUACUCUUCCACCUGAGAUUAUCGGGUGAUGAUAAAGACUUCGUGGAGAGGCGCGAUAGCUGCUCACACACCAGCAAAUCACCCAUCUAUGGACUUUCAGUAGGCGGUGAAGAACUCUGGCCAGUCAUUGCUUUUCUGAGGAACGAUAUGAUUUAUGCAAGUGUUCCACUGGUUGAACAAGCUCUGUCUCCUCGUCCAUCUGUAGUUAGUGUUAGUGGAGUCUCACAAGGCUUGGAACUGCUUUUCGGGAUACAGGAUUUUCUUUACUCCUCAAGUCAGAAAAGUGACACAGACCUAAACACAAAGUUGAGCCAGUUGCCUGACCUGCUUCUGCAGGCUUGUCCUUUGGGUACUCUGUUGGACACUAACUUGCAGAAUUCACUGAGUAGUACUAAUUUCUCAUCUGUGACUCAGCCGCACAAACAGCCAGCAUGGAAAGUUGGAGCAUACAAAGGAAAGCCUCAGAUUUCUAUUUCUAUCACUGAAAAAGUGAAGUGCAUGCAGUAUGGUAAACAGGAUGCAGCAGACACAUGGCAAGUUGUUGGGACAGUCGCUUGCAAGUGUGAUUUGGAAGGAAUCAUGCCAAGUGUUACUAUCAGCUUGAAUCUCCCCACCAAUGGAUCUCCACUUCAAGAUAUUAUCGUUCAUCCUUGUGUGACUUCUCUUGAUUCAGCCAUUCUGACCGCUAGUAGCCUUGAUACAAUGGAUGAUUCUGCAUUUAGUGGGCCUUAUAAAUUCCCGUUCUCUCCGCCUUUAGAGUCAUUCAGCUUAUGCCACUACACUUCUCCGGUUCCUGUCCCACCAAUAUUGGGUUCUUAUCACAUGAAAGAAGAAGAAGUACAACUGAAAAUAACAGUUAAUUUAAAACUUCAUGAAAGUGUAAAAAAUAAUUUUGAAAUCUGUGAGGCUCAUAUACCUUUCUACAACAGAGGUCCGAUUACCCAUUUGGAAUACAAAGUUAGUUUUGGUCAACUUGAAGUAUAUCGAGAAAAAAGUUUGCUGGUCUGGAUUAUUGGUCAGAAGUUCCCCAAAUCAAUGGAAAUUAGUCUUUCUGGAACUCUAACGUUUGGAGCCAAGGGCCACAACAAGCAGCCAUUUGAUCACAUUUGCAUUGGAAAUACAGCACAUGUAAAGCUUCAUUUUAGGAUCUCAGAUUAUACACUCACUGGAUGUUAUGCCGAUCAGCAUUCAGUUCAAGUUUUUGCAUCAGGAAAACCAAAAAUAAGUGCAUAUCGGAAACUGAUUUCUUCUGACUAUUACAUCUGGAAUUCUGAAGCUCCUGCUCCAGUAACAUAUGCGUCAUUGUUGCCCUGAUUUUCUCAUAUGGGAUUUAUUUAUUUCUUCAAAUGGGAUUUAUGUGAUGUAACAUUCUGUAGUAGAAUCAUAGUAUUUUUUUAUUUCUUACAUGUAUUCAUAUAACCUGUGACUGAAAAUCACUGAAUGAUUUCUUUAUCCAAACAUUUAUAUCUGAUGUUUAUAGUCUGAUACAAUGUGAAAGAAUAUAUUCAAGGCUAAUGUCUUCCUUUCUUUGUUGUCCUCUGAUUUCAUGCCAGUAUGACUCAGGACAUAUGAAAGUAGUGAUUCAUUUUGACUUAAGACGAGUCUUGGUCUCCAUGCCAUAUGUUCUUCCUGGAGCUGUGGCAGGCCUCCGUGCUCGGUCCCCGCCAGGACAGGCCGAACUGUGGCCUCCUGUGGGACAGACUGCUGAUCACUCAGAGUCCUUUCCUUGAGGAAGAGCUCAGCCUUCCGCUAGCUGUCCUGUGGGCUGGAGUGAGCACAAGGAAACUUUGUGCUUAUCCAGACCUCAGCAGAGCAGCAUGCUGUUGCAGAAUAGCCAUGAUCUGGUUAAAAUAAUCACGGAUCCUUCCUUUCAACGCGGCCGGUGGAGAUACUGCUCAAAUAGUGAGCUGCUCUUCAUCACAUCCCUCCUGCUGGCCAGUAGAGAACCUGCAUAACUCUAUUCAGUGUUGUUGAGCUACUCUUUCUGGGACAGGGUCACUGUGCAGCUGAGGAUGACCCUGAAUCCCUCUCAAGUGCUGGGAUUUCAGUGGUGUAUCACCAUGCCCAGUUUGUUCUCCGCUUCUAGGGGACAAACUCAGCUUCAUGCAUGCCAGGCAAGCACCCUACCAGCUGAGCUGUGAUGGUAACCCAAUAACUCUUCUCAGGCUCCUUUAACUAGCUUAAUAAUCUGCUCAAAUGAUGUGUUUAGGGUACCAGGCCACUAGGCUGCAGUACUUCAGAAGUUUGGCACAGUGGUCUGUGAUUAUUCAGUGUCCUUGGACAGGUUUUAAAAAUAAUUUUAGCUAUUAUACUCUUUUUUUUUUAAUUAAAGCCUGUUAACAAAUGAAUUCAGGUAAACUCAAAAGCCCUCUCAUGGGUAAAAAGUCAUUUACACUAAUUUAAUGUAGCAUAUUUUCCUUAAGUCUGUCCCUGUCAUUUUCUCUACCAUUUUCUUGAUUCCUUCAAAACCAUCUACCGUGCUCUUUAUCCUCCACCCGUUUCUACCAUCGCGUUCAUAUUCUGCUUCAGAGCCAUGUGUUGUCGCCAAGUUGAAUUUUAAGUGGCCACAAAAAAAAAGAAAGAAAUCUAAAGAUCCUGAAAACUUAACUGAUGUCAACUGAAGCCUGACCUUCUCCUCAAAAAAAUGAGUGACAUACUAAUAUUUAAUUGGAUUUAUCCUGAGUUCUAUUUCUUUGUUGUCUUUUUUAAAAAUGAGCCUUCUAAAAAGGGCUUAGAGAAAGCUGCUGAUUCUUUGGAGGAGAGUUAAAACCAUUGAAGAGGAAGUGCGCAUAAACUAGGACUUGAAUGCAUUUUCAGUUAGGGUCAUUCCUACUCAUUAUAAACCCUCUUUGCCUGCAAAGCUUAUCCUAGCCUAAAGUUCUGUUUUCACAGUCAUCCUAAGUAAGGAGAGGAGAGGAAUUUCCUGACCAGGACGUUAACUUGCUGUCCUGACUCACCCAAAGGAAGUCAGCGGUGAAAGAAAACACAGUUCUGUAGUGGUUUCUAUCUCUCCUCAACUCAAAGUGUAACAUGGUACUUUAAUUUAUUAGUGUAGCUCUUUAGAAAUUUUGACUGUACAAAUGCUUAGCAGAUUGUUCUAAGGUAGACAGGACACAUUCAUCUGGAAAGAUUCAAUAUAAAAUCCUUGAGGCAAACUCCCUUCGUAAACAAAUUAGAAAAACCAGUGACUUCUAAUUUGACAUUUCUAGAAACCUAGGGAAUCUAGGGGUUCCUAGAAAAGCAUGGGGGUGACAGGGAAGCAAAGCCAUCUGUUGCCGUUCCGUUCUGACAACACUCGGGAGCUAAAAGCCAGCCCACAUUUCAUCCCAUUGAGAUCAGCUGGGCACACUGAUGCUUUUGAUUUUGUCUAGAAACCUGUCACUUCAGGAGAAUUUCUGAAGACAAAGCUUGUUCCCGGUUUGGUAGGUGACCUGUUUAAUGUUUUCCCUGUGUCUGGGAGCUCCUUAGUGUAAUUAGCGACCUUUGAACUCCACAGCUAAUCCUGAGCUAUUUUGUAUUCCUUACUCAUCUUUAAGGCUGGACCUUUCUUUUCUUCAGAGUCCACUGCCACAAUUAAAGAAGAAACAGCUGCAUUUCAAAGGGAUUCCGAUUCCAGAAGCUUAACCGUGAUUGACAUGUUCUUAUUCUAAGCUAUAAGACACUUUCAGAGUCCUUUCUUUCGUUAGAACUUCAAUCAUUUUCUAAAAAAUUAUCUCACUAUGGAUUUUAUUCAUUUUCUUUGAUAGCUAUUCUUUGCAGUUUUUUUUAACUUGAAAGGUGCUUUGCAUUUGCAGUGAAUAUGAGCAUCAACUUCCAGUGGCAGAUUCGUGCGGGGUUAGACCUGCUCUAGAUACCGUGCCGCUAAAUUCCCUUUUAGUGCCAAAAUAUGAUUAUGAAAUCUGAUAUCUAUGUUGUAGUUAUUCUUACUCAACCCAAAGGGUUAAAGAAAGUUUUAAAUAUCUUAGAAUGAACUCUAGAAAGAUGGGUCGUGAUUUGGGUAAAACCUGUUAUCCAUUUAUGUACUAAGCAAUAUUGUAACGCUCAGAAAGUUGUAUUCGACAGUGGGGAUGUUUUAUACUGUUAAAAUAAUUGAACCUCUUAAAUUGGAAGUAAACAAGCUCCUUGGGAAUCUCAGGAGUCUUUAUAUUUUAUUUAAACAUUAACCCAUCUCAAAAUCUUUUUUUUUCACGCCAUCUCAGUUUUUCUACUGUUGCAAUAUUGUGGCCUUAGAUUUCAUGUGCUGUGUUUAACAACAGACAUUUUGUACAUAGUAUUCAUUGCUGAUUUUUUCCUGUUUGUUGUUAAAAAAAGAAAAAAGAAAAACAAAAAACCUUAAGAGGCCUUCAUAGAUUGCUCCAGUGCCUGGGAGGUAUAUAGGUGGAGUUCCUCCCCAGGGCUGCUGCCCUAGCGGAGGACUUGUUGCAGAGA
This is a messenger RNA of Myodes glareolus (Bank vole), 4775 nucleotides long. RefSeq names its product adaptor related protein complex 5 subunit mu 1 (gene Ap5m1). Gene Ontology annotation, biological process: endosomal transport. The record is from RefSeq and is a predicted model, not a curated record. Gene Ontology annotation, cellular component: lysosome; cytosol; AP-type membrane coat adaptor complex. NCBI's taxonomy places the organism in Eukaryota, Metazoa, Chordata, Mammalia, Rodentia, Cricetidae.